Messenger RNA from Arachis stenosperma, 1161 nucleotides. RefSeq names its product transcription repressor OFP8-like. The transcript has a single exon. Gene Ontology annotation, biological process: negative regulation of DNA-templated transcription. The record is from RefSeq and is a predicted model, not a curated record. Lineage: Eukaryota; Viridiplantae; Streptophyta; Magnoliopsida; Fabales; Fabaceae. The coding region runs from base 129 to 728 and encodes 199 amino acids.
UUUUUUAUGAGAAAGAGAUGAACAAGAUAGCAAAGAGUCCAACGUUUAAAUGAUUGCCGUUAAGGGUUACUUUUCUCUCUGUAUAUACAUAGUGUGAGAGAGAGAUAUAGCAAGCGACUGAGAUCUUAAUGUCUUCCAACAACAAACAAGCUCUUUUCAAAACUGUAUUCACAAUAAACGGUAGCUGUGGCUGCGGCAAAACAAAGGCCUUAGAGGUACACGAACCAACCCCAAAACCCAAAAUCUCCAUUCACCAGAACAACACAAAUACAACAAUUAACAACCCUAGCAGCAUGGCUUCUUCAUUCACCACUACUUCGCACAACGGUGCCUUCUCCGGCGCUGAGGACGAAGAUUCCUCCACCACAAUCUCUGAAUCCGAAACCACCCAUGAGCAUAUCAGCAAUAACCUUAUUAUCCCCAAACGAAGCCCACUCAUGGAUACACUUGCAGUUGAGAAGGACUCUUCGGACCCAUAUCAUGAUUUCCGGCAUUCCAUGCUCCAAAUGAUCUUCGAGAAAGAGAUUGAAUCUAAGGAUGAUCUUCAGGAUCUUCUUCAGUGUUUUCUUCAGCUGAAUGCACCUCAUUACCAUCAUAUCAUCGUUAAGGCCUUCAAUCAGAUAUGUGAAGAGGCCUUCCCUGAGAAGGUUUGUACUACUACCCCUUCUAUUGACAGAAGAUCUUCCUCUUGUAGGAACACCUUCAUCGUUCACAAGACUUGCCGCUGAAUUUCAAGAUAACAUUUAUCUCUCUACUAUUAUUCUUUAUAAUAUGUCACCAAUUCUUCAUCAUUUGUCACUUUAAUAUUUGGUAUAUUUUUAAUUUAGAAAUGCUUGGUAACAAAAAAAAUUAACAAAAAGUAAAAGUUAAAAUUUAUCUUAUUUAAUAUUUAUUAAUUAUUACAAUAAUCGAUAAAUAUUAAAUAAGAUAAGUUUUAGUUAUUUUUUUCUUCAGUAUUACCGUUUUUAAUUAACUCUAUAUAUAUCAUCUAUAUUUUUUAUUUUGGGUAUAUUUUUAAUUAGACAUAUUCCAUGGGAAACCUUAUGUGUAGAAAUACAGUGGUCUUAUAAAUUGGGCCAUGUUUCAAUGAUCAUUGUAUAAUUGUGUGUACUAAAGUUGAAAGGAGUUGGGUUUGGUAAAAGAGUAACGUUGUAUCAAUUA